Messenger RNA from Acanthosepion pharaonis, 516 nucleotides. NCBI's taxonomy places the organism in Eukaryota, Metazoa, Mollusca, Cephalopoda, Sepiida, Sepiidae. The record is from the annotation of a GenBank genome assembly.
AUGUAUCUAUUUCUCUUUUCACAUCUAUCUAUCUAUCUAUCUAUCUAUCUAUCUAUCUAUCUAUCUAUCUAUCUAUGUCAGUCUGUUCAUAUCGAUUUGUCUAUCUAUCUCGUUCUUAAAUACGCCAACAUUCUCUCUGUCGUUAUCUAUCUAUCUAUCUAUCUAUCUAUCUAUCUAUCUAUCUAUCUCUAUUCUAUCCCAUUCUAUCUAUUCUAUUCUAUUCCAUUCUAUCUGUAUAUUCUAUUCUAUUCUGCCUACUCCGUUCUAUUCAAUCCAUUCUAUCUAUCUAUCUAUCUAUCUAUCUAUCUAUCUAUCUAUCUAUUCUGUCUACUCUGUUCUAUUCAAUAUAUUCUAUUCUAUCUAUCUAUAAAAUUCUAUCUAUUCUAUUCCAUUCUAUCUAUCUACGCUAUUUAUUUAUCUAUUCUUUUCUAUCUAUAUAUUUUAUCUAUUCUAUCCAUUUUAUCUAUCUAUUCUAUUCUAUCUUUUCGUUCUAUUUUUUCACGAUUGUUCUGCUAA